UCCAUGCCAAAUUGCCAAUUUUCUCAUUUUUCUAGCCGAGAAAAGAGAAAGAAUACAUGGCUUGUUUGUUUAACUUGUUCUUGUUCUUCUCUUUUGCAAUUUCUUCUUCAUAUUGCUAUGAUACUCUGAAUGAGGGUGCUUCACUCUCAACGGAGGAACUAGACCAGGUUUUAGUUUCAUCCAAUGGCGUUUUCUCUGCUGGUUUCCACUCUGUUGGCCAAAACGCAUAUUGUUUUGCCGUAUGGUUCAAUGAUCCUCCAUACAACGACAACAACAAUCCAAAUGGCAGCACCAUAGUAUGGAUGGGCAAUCGUGACAAGCCAGUCAGUGGAAAAAAGCACUCAUUCCUUUCACUUCAAAAAGAUGGCAAUCUAGUCUUGCAAGAUGGUGGUGGUGGUGGGCUUAUCAUUUGGGCUACACACACAAUCUCAGUGUCAUCCACUUUCUUACAGCUCCUCGACAAUGGCAACCUCGUACUCAUGAAAGUGAAGGAACAUCAUUAUUCCAAGGAUGUUGUUCUGUGGCAAAGCUUUGAUUUUCCAACAGACACCCUUCUACCACUACAACCACUGACCAAAUCCACAAAGCUUGUCUCGUCAAUUAGCCAGAAUAAUUUCUCUACAGGUUUCUAUAUCUUCUCUUUCGAUGAUAACAACCUUCUUAAUUUGGUGUUUGAUAAUAGCCGUGAAGAUUGGAGUGUGUAUUGGCCCCCAGCUUGGCUUAAGAGCUGGGAAGCUGGAAGGUCAACAUACAAUGACAGUAGAAUUGCUGUCCUGAAUUCAAUGGGGAAUUUCAGCUCGUCUGAUAAUUUCACAUUCAUAUCAUCGGAUUACGGUUCGGAUACGAUUCAGAGAAGACUGAGGAUGGAUUAUGAUGGCAAUGUCAGAUUGUACAGUCGGAAAAUUGAUGGAGAAGGAUGGUAUGUUUCAUGGCAGGCCAUUUCUGAUCCAUGUAAAGUUUAUGGAAUUUGUGGGGUUAAUGGACUCUGUAGCUACGAUUACAGUUCUGGAAGAAAAUGCUCUUGUCUACCAGGACAUAAGAUGAAAGAUCCUAGUGAUUGGUCCAAAGGCUGUGAACCCAAAUUUGAACCAUCCUGCAACAGAAACCAUUCUAAAUUCAUCAGAAUUUCUAGCGCCGAGUUCUAUGGCUAUGAUUAUGGCAACUUCCGCAACUACACUUUUAGUCAAUGCCAAGACCUAUGCUUGAGUUUGUGCAAUUGCAAAGCCAUCCAGUACACAUUCUUCGACUCCACCAGCACCUACAAUUGCUAUCCCAAGACUCUGCUGGCUAAUGGAUAUAGAAGUCCCACAUUUUUUGGUGACUUGUAUUUGAGGCUGCCAAAAUCUUAUGACAACAACACCACCACCCUUGAAGAAUCCAGCUUAAAAUGCUUCGAUGAACCAGAAUUGCUGAAUAAAGAAAAGGAGAAUCAAUUGGUGAAACAUUUGCUUUGGUUUGCUGUUGGAAUGGGAGGGUUCCAGAUCAUUUGUUUUGUUUCAGUUUGGUCCUUGUUGUUUAUUAAAAACAAGAAAAACUCGGAAUCAGAAGGUGGUCGCUACCUGAUUGCUGCAACAGCUGGAAUGUGCAAAAGGUAUAACUAUGAUGAGCUUAAAAAGGCUACUCGUGGUUUUAAAGAAGAGAUUGGAAGGGGCUCUGGAGGAAUCGUUUACAAAGGUGUGUUACCGGAUGAUCGUGUUGCUGCGGUGAAGUUGCUCAUCAACGAAGCUAAUAAUAAUGACCAAGGUGAAGCUGAAUUUCUAGCAGAAGUUAGCACCCUCGGGAGGCUCAAUCAUAUGCACUUGAUGAAGAUGUGGGGAUAUUGCGCUGAAGGAAAGCAUAGGAUUUUGGUGUAUGAGUACUUGGAGCAUGGGUCUUUGAAACAGAAUUUGUCUUCGAAUGUGCUUGAUUGGGAAAUGAGGUUUGAAAUUGCUCUUGGGACUGCUAAAGGCCUUGCUUACUUGCAUGAGGAAUGCCUGGAGUGGAUUUUACACUGCGAUGUAAAGCCGCAUAACAUACUCUUGGACUCUGAUUAUAGUCCAAAGGUUGCAGAUUUUGGGUUGUCUAAGCUGCUAAAAAGAGGAGAGCUUAACAACUCGGCAUUCUCAAGGAUUAGAGGAACUAGAGGGUAUAUGGCUCCAGAGUGGGUUUCAAACCAGCCCAUCACAUCCAAAGUGGAUGUGUACAGCUAUGGGCUUGUUGUGUUGGAGAUGUUGACAGGAAGAAGCCCAACAACCGAUGUUCAAACCGUAAAUGAUACAGGAGAGAUAGAGAAUAGAAGAAGUUUGGUGAGUUGGGUGAGGGAGACUAUCAAGGAAACUUCUUCUGAUGAAAUUGCAGUGUUGCUGGAAAAGAUCGUUGAUCCUUCCUUGGGGGGAGAAUAUGACAUGAAGGAGAUGGAGAAGCUUUUGGAAGUAGCUAUGAAAUGUGUGGAGGAAGACAAAGGUGCUAGGCCUACCAUGGGUCAAGUCGUUGAAAUGCUUCUUGAUUAUUAGCAUGCAACAGCUCCUCGAGCAUGCAUUUCCAUGUUCCUACUUUGCCAAAAAUAUAUAUGGCAUUUUUCAUUUAACAUGGUAUUUGGGAGGGGGGGUGGAAGGGAGUGUGUUGGGUGGGUGUGGGGUUUGGGUGUGUGUGGAAGCGUGCAUGGUUAAUAAUGUUUUUCAAUUUUGUUUUUGUACUUGUAUUCUGUAAUUGGGACUUGUCCAUACUGAAGUAGCCCAAUUUCUUGUGUUUUCGCCUAAAACUGUAAGGUAGGAAACAAACCUGUAUCCAUAAGGAAUGAGAUUCCAGGGAUGUAGAUUUUUAAAAUUGUAAUGUGUAUAUUAAUAUGCCUUUGAAUUUCAGGUUUAUGGGCUUGAGGCUCCCUUUGGAUCACAAAACAAAAAAAUCUAAAAUAAGAUAAAAUCAUGUGUAUGUGAUCCUUUUGAUCUUAAAA
Messenger RNA from Ziziphus jujuba (common jujube), 2932 nucleotides. RefSeq names its product putative receptor protein kinase ZmPK1. The transcript has a single exon. The record is from RefSeq and is a predicted model, not a curated record. NCBI's taxonomy places the organism in Eukaryota, Viridiplantae, Streptophyta, Magnoliopsida, Rosales, Rhamnaceae. Gene Ontology annotation, molecular function: protein serine/threonine kinase activity; ATP binding. Bases 57 to 2492 code for a protein of 811 amino acids. Gene Ontology annotation, biological process: recognition of pollen; protein phosphorylation.